Cylicocyclus nassatus is the source of this 222-nucleotide messenger RNA. The record is from the annotation of a GenBank genome assembly. Lineage: Eukaryota; Metazoa; Nematoda; Chromadorea; Rhabditida; Strongylidae.
AUGAAUGAUUACCAGAAGUCAAACAAUUCUUUUUGGCGUCGGGCUGAGUAUUUUUCACUUAAAAUACCCAAUCACAGACAGGGAUUGACCAAUAGGAUGGUUUGGAGUAUGUUGAACGGAGGACCAUUAAGCAUUUCCUACGCUGCCUGGCCUAACUCACACCAUCCCAUCUCCUGCGUGUCGCUCUUCGAUACAUUGUUUUUGGGAAUCCAAGCAUCCUAA